GAAAAGAAUUAUUGACAAUACAAAAAUUGAUUUUGAUGACGGACAGGCGUUCAUCUGUGUGCUGAUUUUACAAAAGAUUACAUUUUAUAAAACAAAUACCUCAAAAUGCCUGACCAUUUAGGAGAUGAUAUGCGUAAACUUAAGGAUGCGACAGAAGAGCCGGAAAAAGAAAUCAAAUCGCUCGACGAAGGUGAUAUUGCACUUCUAAAGUCAUACGGCCAAGGACAAUACACGAAAAUCAUCAAGGAGGUCGAGGAUGGUAUACAGACUGUAAUGAAGAGGGUGAAUGAAUUGACUGGAAUCAAGGAGUCAGAUACAGGGUUGGCCCCUCCAGCCCUAUGGGAUUUGGCUGCUGAUAAGCAAACCUUACAAAAUGAACAGCCCUUGCAGGUAGCAAGAUGCACAAAAAUCAUCAAUGCUGAUUCGAAUGACCCUAAAUACAUAAUCAACGUGAAGCAGUUUGCCAAGUUUGUGGUAGACCUGGCAGAUUCUGUCGCCCCUACAGAUAUUGAAGAGGGCAUGAGGGUUGGAGUGGACCGCAACAAGUACCAGAUCCACAUUCCCCUGCCUCCGAAGAUCGACCCCACAGUCACCAUGAUGCAGGUUGAAGAGAAGCCCGAUGUGACGUACAGCGAUGUUGGAGGCUGUAAGGAGCAGAUUGAGAAGCUUAGGGAAGUCGUUGAGACUCCGCUGUUGCAUCCCGAGAAAUUCGUGAAGCUCGGUAUCGAGCCGCCUAAAGGAGUGUUGCUAUUCGGCCCCCCCGGUACCGGCAAGACCUUGUGCGCGAGAGCCGUUGCCAACAGAACUGAUGCCUGCUUCAUUAGAGUUAUUGGUUCGGAGCUAGUACAGAAGUACGUAGGUGAGGGUGCACGUAUGGUGCGCGAGUUGUUCGAGAUGGCGCGCAGCAAGAAGGCCUGUCUCAUCUUCUUUGAUGAGAUCGACGCCAUCGGUGGUGCCAGGUUUGACGACGGCGCCGGCGGUGACAAUGAAGUCCAGAGAACUAUGUUGGAGCUCAUCAACCAGCUCGAUGGUUUCGACCCUCGUGGUAACAUCAAGGUUCUGAUGGCAACCAACAGACCAGACACCCUAGACCCCGCUCUCAUGCGUCCCGGGCGUCUCGACCGUAAGGUAGAGUUCGGUCUGCCCGACCUCGAGGGUCGAGCCCACAUCUUCCGCAUCCACGCGAGGUCCAUGAGUGUGGAGAGAGACAUACGAUUCGAUCUCCUGGCUAGACUGUGCCCUAAUUCUACGGGAGCUGAGAUUAGGUCCGUAUGCACCGAAGCGGGUAUGUUCGCGAUUCGCGCUCGCCGCAAGGUUGCUACCGAGAAAGAUUUCCUGGAAGCCGUCAACAAAGUCAUCAAGUCUUACGCCAAGUUCUCAGCGACGCCGCGUUAUAUGACUUACAACUAAAUUCAAGCCUUAUUGCUAACUAUUUGGGUACAUUUUCCAUUGUAAAGAUCGUCACUUUUUCAAGUUUGUUAGGACUGGUCUUUACAGUGAAAAUGUGCUCAAAAAUUUUGGGGGAUGGUACCUUUGUGAAUGGAAAGUCUGAAUAUGGUUUUUGUAUUUCGGAUGUAUGUGCAUAGUGCUGUCCCUCAAUAAUAACUUAGAUAUUGUAUUUGAAUAAUUUCUAAUAAAGUUUAUUUUAAAAUG
Messenger RNA from Helicoverpa zea (corn earworm), 1653 nucleotides. It is a transcript of the gene Rpt1, whose product is annotated as 26S proteasome regulatory subunit 7. The coding region runs from base 106 to 1410 and encodes 434 amino acids. Gene Ontology annotation, cellular component: proteasome regulatory particle, base subcomplex. NCBI's taxonomy places the organism in Eukaryota, Metazoa, Arthropoda, Insecta, Lepidoptera, Noctuidae. The transcript is spliced from 10 exons. Gene Ontology annotation, biological process: proteasome-mediated ubiquitin-dependent protein catabolic process. Gene Ontology annotation, molecular function: proteasome-activating activity; ATP hydrolysis activity; ATP binding. The record is from RefSeq and is a predicted model, not a curated record.